GCCAAAGACGAAGCGUACAUUCAUUGGAAGGGCUACGAUCGCCGACUCGACUCGUGGGUUUCGUGGGACAACGUCAAGAAGUUUUCUCUCGAGAACCUGACAAAGGGCUACGACCCUGCGGACAUCGACAGCGACGGGCACGGCGACGUCGACAAGUUUUACAUUAAGCAACACCAGGCGAACACGAAGUUCCGGACGAUCAGCUUCGUGCGGCUGGGUCAGUACGAAAUCAGCACCUGGUACUUUAGCCCGUAUCCGCGUGAGGUGCAGAAUAUCAAGACUUUGCUGCUCUGCGAAUUUUGUCUCAGUUUUUUCAAGCACGAGGUGGAGUACGAGCGGCACGCUUCGCGCUGCGUCGCGCGGCACCCGCCAGGUAACGAGAUCUAUCGCAACGAAACCAACUCAGUCUGGGAAGUCGACGGCGGCAUUUGCAAAAUCUACUGCGAGAAUCUGUGCUUUCUCUCAAAGCUGUUUCUGGACCACAAGACGCUGAAGCACUGCGUUUCGCUGUUCAUGUUCUACAUCUUGACUGACAUUUGCGAGGAUGGCUUUCGCAUCGUCGGCUAUUUCUCAAAGGAGAAGUACAGCAGAAACAACCUCAGCUGCAUCCUCGUGUUGCCGCACUGCCAGCGACGCGGAUUUGGCAAGUUCUUAAUCAGUUUUUCGUAUGCGCUCACGCUGAUGCAGGAGAUCCGCGGCACGCCCGAGCGCCCGCUGAGCGACCUGGGCCGCGUCAGCUACUACAAUUUCUGGAAACAGUGCAUUUUGCACGUACUCAAAGACGAGUCGGAGUUCACGAUCAACGAGCUCGCCAACGAGCUCGCGGCUAUGUUCACCUAUCAGCGCUCGCUGCAGGAGCUCGUAGACAACCGUACCAUUAGCUGGAUUUUUGUCGGCGGGAAGGGCGGAGUCGGAAAGACGACCACCAGCUGCUCGCUAGCUGUAAAGCUCGCGAAGAACCGCGAAAGCGUUCUGCUCGUCUCGACCGACCCCGCGCACAACGUCUCCGAUGCGUUCGGCCAGAAGUUCAGCAACAAACCCGAGCUGGUUAAGGGCUUCGCGAACCUGUACGCCAUGGAGACGGAUCCCAACCAGUAUCGCGACGCGGGCUUCAGCCUCGAGAACGAGGGCGGCAAAGGCUUCGCGAGCAUGCUCCCCGAGCUAAUCUCCGCGUUCCCGGGCAUUGACGAAGCCGUCAGCUUCGGCAAACUCAUGAACUUCAUCCGCUCGCUGAGUUUCACGACCAUUGUGUUCGACACAGCUCCUACCGGGCACACGCUGCGACUGCUUUCGUUCCCGAGUCUGCUCGAGAAAGCGUUUCAGUCGCUCGGCGGCGGCGAGCUGUCGUCCGCGUUCGAGAUGUUCAGUUCGCUUACUGGCGCGAAAGGCAGUGAGGGUUUUCUCGACGAGCUGCGCUCGAACACCAAGCUCGUUGUCGAGAUGUUCUCUGACCCGACGAAGACCACUUUCGUGUGCGUUUGCAUCCCCGAGUUUCUGAGCGUCUACGAGACGGAGCGCUUGAUUCUCGAGCUAACGGCGCGUGAGAUUGACGCUAGCUACAUCGUUGUCAACCGCGUGCUUUUCCCGCUGUCCGGCGUCGCGUGCCGCAUGCAGAGCAAGUACCUCGAACAGAUAGACUUGCUUUACAAAGAUGACUUCCACGUUGUCGCGAUGCCGAUGAUGAACGACGAGGUGCGCGGCGUCGCUGACCUCGAGACUUUCGGAGACUUGCUGUUGGUCGAGCGAGAGCUUCCGAUUUUGGAAGUGUAA
Dermatophagoides pteronyssinus (European house dust mite) is the source of this 1770-nucleotide messenger RNA. RefSeq names its product ATPase GET3-like. NCBI's taxonomy places the organism in Eukaryota, Metazoa, Arthropoda, Arachnida, Sarcoptiformes, Pyroglyphidae. The record is from RefSeq and is a predicted model, not a curated record.